UGUGGAGGGCUGCUGGUAAAGCUUGAAGAAGACCGUCCCAGGUAGGCCUUCGAGAUAGUCAAAUGGACGGGAUGGAGCGGCCACCAUCUUGCCUGCAGGAUUCAGCGAGACUUCAGCUCCACGGCAUAGUGGGAUCGCCUCGAAGUGAUGGGAGGAACGGACAAAGAGAGAGCAAGAGGGAAGGAAGGUUGAGAAAUCAUGCGCUCCGGUGACCCGAGCGGCCACGAAGCGCAGUCCGGGCCGAUGACCUCACGGGACUUGCCUGGUCUUCCGCACUUCCUCCCGCGUCGCCCUCUCUCCCUCUCUCUCUUCCACCACCACCCCCGGCUUGUAUAAAGGAUGCCUGCGUUGCGAUUCGUACGAUCGGUUUGGGAGUCCUUUCGGGCUACUUCGGGCCUGGAACCUCGUCUUCUCAACAAUCUUCGCGUGACCGCUGCUAGACCAGGAGUAGUCAAUUUCGAGCUCGACAUCCAGAAGGAGCAUACGAAUCGCCUGAGUAUCCUCCACGGUGGCACCAUUGCUAGUAUGGUGGACCUAGGUGGAUCACUGGCCGUUGCCUCUCGUGGGCUGUUUGCUACGGGCGUCUCUACCGACCUUAAUGUAACAUAUCUCAACUCCGGAGGCAAAGUUGGCGACAAAAUCCUAGCCGAGGUCAACUGUGAUAAAUGUAGCUUUCCGCCAUUUGCCCUGUCUAUCAUUGCGGUAGAUGCCCCCGAAUUGAUUCUGAACACAAUUGACCCCUAUGUUGCAGUUGGCAAAACACUUGCGUACACCUCCAUCAAAUUUCUGAACAGUAAGGGUGAAGUCGUUGCAAGAGGAAGCCACACCAAAUAUGUGGCACGCGCCUGGAAAGAUCCUCAGAACAUUGUUGAGGAGCUAAGUGAGAGUGAUCAGAAAUAGGGUCUCUAGGGCAUGCAUGCACAGGGCCAUUCAUCUACUACACCAAACGGAGUGCAUAGGAUCGGGUGCGUUGUAAAUUACUGCGGCACAGAAGGUUCACGUCUUAGUCUCUAGAUAAUCGAAUGUAAAUAUCUUGGUUGCAUUCUCCU
This is a messenger RNA of Aspergillus steynii IBT 23096, 1049 nucleotides long. Its product is annotated as PaaI family thioesterase. The coding region runs from base 340 to 900 and encodes 186 amino acids. The record is from RefSeq and is a predicted model, not a curated record. The transcript has 9 exons. Gene Ontology annotation, molecular function: fatty acyl-CoA hydrolase activity. NCBI's taxonomy places the organism in Eukaryota, Fungi, Ascomycota, Eurotiomycetes, Eurotiales, Aspergillaceae.